GUAUUAGAACAUGUAUAUGAAGUUGUGAAUAAGGCAAUCAAUAAGAAUAUACCAGGUAUUGAAUUUCGUAAAGGGGCAUUGGAAAUUAAGCUAAGAAGUGUUAAAGUGAGCGUACCAGAAAUGAUUAAAGAUGAACUCAAAAAUGCAUUACACAUUUCUUGGAAUUCUAAAGAUCAGAAUUUAGCAGACUUUAUAAUCUCUAUUAUGGAUGACAUCCUUCCUGACAUGCCAGGUUUAUGA
Molecule: messenger RNA, 240 nt
Organism: Racocetra fulgida
Lineage: Eukaryota; Fungi; Glomeromycota; Glomeromycetes; Diversisporales; Gigasporaceae
Source: the annotation of a GenBank genome assembly